Messenger RNA from Linum trigynum, 915 nucleotides. The record is from the annotation of a GenBank genome assembly. Lineage: Eukaryota; Viridiplantae; Streptophyta; Magnoliopsida; Malpighiales; Linaceae.
AUGGGACAUAACUGCUGCACCAAACAGAAAGUCAAGAAAGGGCUGUGGUCUCCCGACGAGGACGAGAAGCUCUUCAACUUCAUCACCUCCCACGGCCACCCUUCUUGGAGCUCCGUUCCCAAGCUCGCAGGGUUGCAAAGAUGCGGGAAGAGCUGCAGGCUACGGUGGAUAAACUACCUGCGGCCCGAUCUGAAGAGGGGAGGCUUCACCGCCCAAGAAGAAAGGAGGAUCAUCGAGGUGCACAGGAUGCUCGGGAACAGAUGGGCUCAGAUAUCCAAGCAUCUGCCUGGCAGAACCGACAACGAGAUCAAGAACUUCUGGAACUCCUACAUCAAGAAGAAGCUCAUUGCCCAGGGCCUUGAUCCCAACACCCACAACCUCCUCCCUACACCCACCUCUCCCGCCAAAACACCCCACCAAUCGUCAUCAAAUUCUUCUUCCUCGUCUUCUUCCACGUCGACACUGGUAUUUGGCGAUCAAACGACACCGUCUAGAGCGCCCGUCUUCCUUCCUAUAUUCCAGCUCAGCGAUAUUCCUACCACCACCACCACUACUAAUCUAUAUACUACUACUACUAAUAAUCAUCAUCAUCAUCAGCAUAUUAGCUUCCAUGUUCCACCAGCUACUGAGAUGGAUGUUAACAAUGGCUUUUGGGGCUACGGAGCACCGGGCUUGGAGUCCAAAAGCGACGUCGUUCGGAUUGAACCGUCAGUGGACGGUGUCGAUCUACUGCGACGACGUCUUUAUGAGGAGGAAGAGGAGUAUAAGAUAAUGGAGGGUUCGUUUGAAGGAUUGGAUUUCGAUUUCGGGGAAGCUGCUGCUACCAAUUCAAGCUUCUUCGGUGCUGUGACGACGAAUGGUACUGCUGCUGCUAAUUACGGUGGUAAUUAUGCCAUGUGGCAUGACGUAUUAUAG